This is a messenger RNA of Ceratotherium simum simum (southern white rhinoceros), 3027 nucleotides long. Lineage: Eukaryota; Metazoa; Chordata; Mammalia; Perissodactyla; Rhinocerotidae. The record is from RefSeq and is a predicted model, not a curated record.
GGCGGGACUUCCGGCGGGAGGAGGAGGAGGAGCGGGAGGCGCGUGCCGGCAGGUGCGGCGAGGCAGGACUCGGGCUCCGUUGCCGCCUCUCCGAGCCCCCGCGACACCGACCUCUGGGCCAGGAUGGCUCGGGGCGAGCGGCGGCGCCGCGGAGCACCGGCAGACGGAGCGCGGACAGCUGAGAGGGCGGCUCGGGGCGGCCCUGCGCGACGGGACGGCCGGGGCGGCGGGGCCCGGGGCGCGGCCGGGGGAGCGGCUCUGGCCGUCGUGGUCCUGUCUCUGGCCCUGGGCCUGUCGGGAAGCUGGCUGCUAGCGUGGCACCGUGCACGGCGGGCCGUCACGCUGCACUCCGCGCCCCCGGCGCUGCCUCCCGACUCUUCCAGCCCCGCUGUGGCCCCGGACCUCUUCUGGGGCACCUACCGCCCUCACGUGUACUUCGGCAUGAAGACCCGCAGCCAGCAGCCCCUGCUCACUGGUAACCGGGCCCCGGGGCGGGCGGGCAGGCGGACUCUUAAUCUGGGCGCCCCAGCUUCACGCCAGAGCAAGGGUGGGGAGGAGUGGAUCAGGAGAGUUAUGAAGAGGGAUGACCCUGGAGUUCUCGGAGAUCCAGAGGGACAGGUUCCCUGCUCUCUGACUUACGUGGCCAUUCUACCCCCAGGAUUGAUGUGGGCACAGCAAGGCGCCACCCCAGGGACCCCUAAGCUCAGGCACACGUGUGAGCAGGGGGACGGCGUGGGUCCCUAUGGCUGGGAGUUCCACGACGGUGUCUCCUUCGGGCGGCAACACAUCCAGGAUGGGGCCUUAAGGCUCACCACUGAGUUCGUCAAGAGGCCUGGGGGUCAGCACGGAGGGGACUGGAGCUGGAGAGUGACUGUAGAGCCUCAGGCCUCAGGUAUCUCUGCUCUCCCUUUGGUGUCCCUGUUCUUCUAUGUGGUGACAAAUGGCAAGGAAGUCCUAGUGCCAGAGGUUGGGGCCAAGGGGCAGUUGAAGUUCAUCAGUGGGCACACCAGUGAACUUGGUGACUUCCGCUUUACACUUCUGGCACCAACCAGUCCAGGGGAUACUGCCCACAAGUAUGGCAGCUACAACGUCUUCUGGACCUCCAACCCAGGACUUCCCUUGCUGACAGAGAUGGUGAAGAGUCGCCUAAAUAGUUGGUUUCAGCAUCGGCCCCCAGGGACCUCACCUGAACGCUACCUUGGCUUGCCAGGAUCUCUGAAGUGGGAGGACAGAGGCCCAAAUGGGCAAGGACAGGCACAAGGGCAAUUCUUGAUACAACAGGUGACACUGAAAGUCCCCUUUUCCAUGGAGUUGGUGUUUGAAUCAGGCAGUGCCCGGGCAGGAGGAAGCCAAGCCGUGGAGCAGCUGGCAGGCAGCCGGCUGACGCAGGCCCUGGAGAGCCAUGCUGAAGCCUUUAGAGAGCGCUUUGAGAGGACCUUCCGGCUGAAGGAGAAGGGCCUGAGCCCUAAGGAGCAGGCUUUGGGUCAGGCUGCCCUCAGCGGCCUCCUUGGUGGGAUUGGCUAUUUUUACGGACAGGGUCUGGUGUUGCCAGAUAUGGGGGUUGAGGGGUCUGAGCAGAAGGUGGACCCAGCCCUCUUUCCACCUGUCCCUCUUUUCACAGCGGUGCCCUCUCGGUCAUUCUUCCCACGAGGCUUCCUUUGGGAUGAGGGCUUUCACCAGCUGGUGGUCCAGCGGUGGGAUCCCCGCCUCACUCGGGAGGCCCUAGGCCACUGGCUGGGGCUGCUCAAUGCUGAUGGCUGGAUUGGGCGGGAGCAGGUGCUGGGGGAUGAGGCCCGAGCCCGGGUGCCCCCAGAAUUCCUGGUGCAACGGGCAGCCCACGCCAACCCCCCAACUCUGCUUUUGCCUGUAGCCCACAUGCUAGAGAGUGGUGACCCUGCCGACUUUGCCUUCCUCCGCAGGGCCUUUCCCCGCCUGCAUGCCUGGUUCUCCUGGCUCCAUCAGAGCCAGGCAGGGCCAGUGCCACUAUCUUAUCGCUGGCGGGGCCGGGACCCAGCCUUGCCAACCCUAUUGAACCCCAAGACGCUGCCUUCAGGGCUGGAUGACUAUCCCCGGGCUUCACACCCUUCAGCCACUGAGCGGCACCUGGACCUGCGGUGCUGGGUGGCACUGGGUGCCCGUGUGCUGAUGCGGCUGGCAGAGCAGCUGGGAGAGGCUGAGGCAGUGGCAGAACUGGGCCCUUUGGCUGCCUCACUGGAGGCAGAGGAGAGCCUGGAUGAGCUGCACUGGGCCCCAGAGUUAGGAGUCUUUGCAGACUUCGGGAACCACACAAAAGCAGUGCAACUGAAGCCUCGGCCCCCUCAGGGGCUGGUGCGAGUGGUGGGCCGGCCCCACCCUCACUUACAAUAUGUGGAUGCCUUGGGCUAUGUCAGUCUUUUUCCUUUGCUGCUGCGGCUGCUGGACCCCAACUCAUCCCGCCUUGGGCCCCUGCUGGACGUUCUAGGUGACAGCCGCCAUCUCUGGAGCCCUUUUGGCUUGCGCUCCCUUGCAGCCUCCAGCCCCUUUUAUGGCCAGCGCAAUUCAGAGCAUGAUCCCCCCUACUGGCGGGGUGCUGUGUGGCUCAAUGUCAACUACCUGGCCUUGGGGGCUCUCCACCACUAUGGACAUCUAAAGGGUCCCCACCAGGCCCGGGCUGCCAAGCUCCACAGUGAGCUCCGUGCCAAUGUGGUGAGCAAUGUGAGGCGGCAGUACCAGGCCACGGGUUUCCUGUGGGAGCAGUACAGUGACCGGGAUGGGCGAGGCAUGGGCUGCCGCCCUUUCCACGGCUGGACCACCCUUGUCCUACUGGUCAUGGCUGAAGACUACUGAAGGGCUAGGAUGGGAAGGGAGCCGGGCCCUUGUGCCACUGCACUAGAGGGACACAGUCUCUAGCUUCUGUCCCCAGCCUUCAGAUACCAGUGCUUCAAACCCUCUUCAGCUCAUCUCAGGCGUCUCCUUACUGUCAUCCCACAUAGCCCUGGGAUGAAAGUGAAUUCAGAGUCUAUUUUUCUAAAUAAAUUGGAAAACCAU